CGUCUGAGUAACUCCAAAUACAAGCUUACAGUAGUAGUUCCACUCUAGUUGCAGCAAAAAUAGUAGGAUAGUCCAAUGAAAAUGAUGAUUGAUGAAUAUGACAAAUGAAUGAUAGCUACUUGUUAAGUAAAAGCAGCACAAUGCGUGCUGCUUCUGGCUGUUCAUCCAAACUAGCGUUUACUUUUUAGAAGUUAGAAAAAUCCAUUGAUGACGAAAUGCAUUUUGUUAUUCUCUCCCGUCCAUAUCCACAAAAAAACACUUUCUUUUUAUAUAUGAUGUUGCUGUUUCAACUGCUACUACUAUUACUUGUUGUUUAUAGUGUAGUGUGCGUAGCAAAGGAAAGGAAGUGAAGAAGAGAAUUUUAAGUCAUGGAGAUUGAUUCGAGUGGGAAUCCAAAUUGGUUAUUUGAUUAUGAGUUGAUGACGGAUAUUACUUCUGCUGCCUCCGUUACUGUUGCUGAUUUCCAGUCUCCAGCGAGUAUUGACUUCAGCUGGCCUGCUCAAACAAUCUAUGCUUCCUCUAAUCUCAUUGCAGAAACAGAUUACACAUUUGAGGAUUCAGAAGUCAGUAAGGAGGCAAGCUCAAGAAAGCGGUUAAAAAGUGAAUAUUGCAGCUCCCCGAGAUCUAAGGCAUGCCGAGAAAAAUUGCGGAGGGACAGACUGAAUGAGAGGUUCCUUGAAUUGAGUUCUGUCCUCAAUCCUGGAAGGCCACCAAAAACUGAGAAAGUUGCAAUUCUGAGUGAUGCUCAAAGGAUGGUGAUUGAGCUGCGAACUGAAACCCAGAAGCUGAAGGAGUCAAAUGAGGAGCUGCAAGAGAAGAUAAGAGAACUUAAGGCAGAGAAGAAUGAGCUCCGUGAUGAAAAGCAAAGGCUAAAGGAGGAAAAGGAGAAUUUGGAGCAGCAGGUUAAAAGCUUAGCUUCAAAACCAGGUUUUUUCACCCAUCCUUCUGCCAUGGGAGGUGCAUUUACUGCGCAAGGACAAGUCGCUGCAGGCAACAAAUUGAUGCCUUUCAUUGGUUAUCCCAGUGUUGCUAUGUGGCAAUUUAUGCAACCUGCUGUUGUUGACACAUCUCAAGAUCAUGUGCUCCGUCCUCCAGUUGCUUAAGCUGGAUUUUCCAGGUGACUUGCUACUGGAGCUUCAUUAUUUUUGUUGCUCCUGUGCUUGUUAAAGGCGACAGGGAACUGAGACAAUUUGCUGGUUGUAUUUAUUUGUCUAGCUUUGAUGGAUGGAUCAAUCAUGAUGGUUUGCUAAAUCGUGUAUAUGACGGGUAUAUACUCACCCGAAAAACAGUUAUGUAUUAUAAUUCCCUAGAUGGGAUUCCUUCUGAAAUAAUUAAACUUGGUUUUAUGCACAUUA
Molecule: messenger RNA, 1355 nt
Organism: Lycium barbarum (goji berry)
Lineage: Eukaryota; Viridiplantae; Streptophyta; Magnoliopsida; Solanales; Solanaceae
Product: transcription factor ILR3-like
Exons: 5
Coding region: 369-1103 (244 amino acids)
Biological process (GO): regulation of DNA-templated transcription; intracellular iron ion homeostasis
Molecular function (GO): protein dimerization activity; DNA-binding transcription factor activity
Source: RefSeq, a predicted model, not a curated record